UCGAAAGUGGACUACUAUUGAUAAGGAGGGAGAAGCAGGGCAAAAAGGUAAUUUUAAACAAAGAAAUCUAUCCCCCUGUCAUUGCAGUUGACCAAUCAUUCACACUUCGAACCCACGUCUCUGCAACUCUGUCUCACUUUGCGUGUCUUCACGUUUGUUGAUACAAUCCUCUUACCUCUCUCUCUCUUUUACAAAUCUAACCUCAGAAUCCCUCCUCCCUACAUUUCUAACAAAACAGGCAAACAAUGUCGUUCGAUGACGAUGAGGAAUCCAUGGAACACACCCUCUUAGUAGUUCGUGAAGUUUCCGUCUACAAAAUCCCGCCCCGCUCCACAUCAGGCGGCUACAAAUGCGGAGAAUGGUUACAAUCGGACAAGAUCUGGUCAGGCCGGCUCCGGGUAGUUUCAUGUAAAGACAGAUGCGAGAUCCGAUUGGAAGAUCCGAACUCGGGUGAGUUAUUUGCAGCUUGUUUUGUAUUGCCGGGUCAGCGAGAGAAUUCGGUUGAGACAGUGCUUGAUUCCUCACGUUAUUUCGUGCUUAAGAUUGAAGAUGGGAGAGGGAAACAUGCGUUUAUUGGGUUAGGGUUUGGUGAGCGAAAUGAAGCCUUUGAUUUUAAUGUUGCUUUAUCUGAUCAUGAGAAAUAUGUUAGGCGAGAGAAUGAGAAAGAUAGUGCUGAGACUAGUGAAAGUGAUACUCAUAUUGAUAUUCAUCCUGCUGUUAAUCAUAGAUUGAAGGAAGGUGAAACUAUCCGAAUAAACGUGAAGCAUAAACCAUCUAGUGGAACUGGAAUGCUUUCAGCAGCAGGGCUGUCCGGGAGUGUUUCUGGUACUACAAAACCUAAACCUUUGGCUUUGGGCAUUGCUCCACCACCAAGUGGCGGAGGAAAAAUAAGGUCUCCACUUCCACCUCCUCCAAAUGAUCCAGCUGCUGCACGAAGGACUGCUACUAAUCACAGUGUUGGUCUCAGAGAACAGAAAGAAAAUACAAACUGUUCUACUGACCCUUUGUCAGAUCUUUCUCCACUCGAGAGAAAUCUUCCUUCAACAACAUCAGGAUCAACAAAGACAACUGCAUCAGGAUGGGCGGCUUUCUAGUUGUGUUGAGGAUUUACUGAGUCUGAAAUAUCCGUUUGAUGUUUUCCUUGAAAAAAGUGAAAAUGAACAACAUAAUUGAGAAAAGAAAGAAAACACAACCAAAUAAGUUCAUGUGUGGAAAAUAAUGUUUAAUGGAUUAUACUGAAUGCUUCAUUCUCCAGCAUGAACUUCAUGGUGUUCUUUUAUAUAUAAUAGAGAAAGUGAAUUCUUUUUUCAUUU
Molecule: messenger RNA, 1313 nt
Organism: Ricinus communis (castor bean)
Lineage: Eukaryota; Viridiplantae; Streptophyta; Magnoliopsida; Malpighiales; Euphorbiaceae
Exons: 3
Coding region: 246-1094 (282 amino acids)
Biological process (GO): endocytosis
Cellular component (GO): clathrin vesicle coat; membrane
Source: RefSeq, a predicted model, not a curated record